AGCCAAGCAUUUUACUUUGCGCAGUUGCUAUAUGUUUGAUAUUCGGCGAAACUGGCGUCGCGGCAUCAGACACGAAAGUAAAGAAAAUGAGAAAAGGUAAGUGUGGCAAUCUUAGGUUGGAGAGAAUCUUAAGCCUUAUUUAUUAUGGUGAAAUGUAGGCAGUUACAGAGAGAAGAAUCUGAGGUGGAAACCUCGUAAAUUCGGAGGUUAACAGAAGAUUUCCGACGCCACUUAAAUCCGUCGCUGAAAAUAUUCCCAAACUAGCUGAUGAUAGAUUUUGAAUUAAAAUCGACAUGACAUGUAUGUGGAAGAUUUGAAUUUUUCGAAGUAAAUAAAAUGAAUUUCCUUUUCUUCCGUGACAAAAAAUUGAAGUUAAGAACUAAACGCCUUGAGUUGGUGAUGUUUCCAUGAGAUGUGCGCCAUUUUUCCCAUGAUAUUCGUUCAUCCGCUCAAGACACAUUUGAAUCCAUAAGCAGUUUGUUUACGAACACCACAGUCAGUGAGACAUUCGUGAUGUUGAGAUGUGAAAAAGAAGUGAUUAAUUCUUCUUCAUUAAGUUGCAUCAGAAUGAUUAUAAGGUAAACUUGAUUAAUUCAGGACUGAUGUUAAUUUUUGAGAGGCUGAUUCCUGAUGCUGUUUAUACAAGAUAAGUCUUUCUACCUUGAUUUGCAUCAGUAUAUCUCUCUUCUAGUUGUUUUAGUUGAUUUUUGACUUAAUGUCAGGCUUUUUCAGCUUAGCUCAAGGGUUGAUCGGAAAUAGAAACAAGACGGUUAAUGAUGCCUUGAUAUAGAGCGAGUGUUUUUCUGUUUAAGAUGUUUACAAUAAUCAUUGAUCAAUUAUCUAUAAGACUUCUCUGUUUUUCAUAGCAACAAAUGAAGUGACUUUGUGGAGGUCCUUCAACGUGUUUUCAGUUGCCAACAGCAUCGCUUAGUCUUGUGACACUGAGGAGACCGAAAUGGAGAGAAUGGAAAAUCCCUUUAAAAAUUUGCAUCCGAAAAUCUAUCAUAGGCAGAAAAAUGCAGCGUUCAAAAGAAGAAAUGACAAUCUGAACAAAGAACUUGAAAAAGACCACAACGACAGGCUCCCUUUGAGUUCAUCAAGACACAAUGACUUAACGUCAUCAGUCAAGAUGAACAGUCAGUCGGUAAUUGACCAGCAGAAUGUAGCAAAAAGAAGAGAAAGAAAAACUAGAAGAGAGGGAAACUCAGAAAGGACGCCCUGUUCGGAUGAUUAUAAUGAACUAGAGAACUUGAACCGAAGAAACACUUGUGUGUCGAGGAGGAUUUUUGAAGAGGAAAAUCUCGUCCUGCCCUGGCUCGACUCUCCGAACACUUCACGAGGCAAUCCAAGGUCAAUGCAAGAGAACUUGAGGGGAAAACCUUUUGGUGAAAAUAACAAAGGACUUUUGCCACCAAUAGAGGUGGUACCGAGUUUUAUUUGCCUGACCAGUGGGAAUGACAGAAAACCUGAGAGAAAAGGAUGGCGUGAGGGAAUUAAAUAUGUUAUGGGUCCAAGGCUCACUGAGAAUGAAAAAUUCCUGUGGAAUACGUGCUGUGAUCCUAGCGACCGUCUAGGAGAAGACAACGGGAACAAAAUUUCCGCAAAGGAAAGAAAUCGUGGAGACAGAGGCUUUCCGGAGUGUGACAAAAGAAGGACAUUAUGUAACUUAGACAGUGGCAUUACUCAGGCUUAUUGCUCCAAGAAUGACGCGAAUAAUAACAUAAAACACCACGUGACUGCACAAAUGCUACCUUCUCGGACUAAUGGACACUAUGACACCGCUACGGAGGAAACGAGAAUGAGCUACAUGGUCUUAAAGGCGAGGAUUCAUCGGUCAACUUUCUUUUAAAAAAAUUACGGUUUUUCACUUAUCAUUUGAAGGUGAAAAUGUUGAUGUGUAUAAUAAAAUCUUGGUUAACAAUCAUAAAUCAAUGAAAUUCAUGUUAUUUGACAGAAUAUUUAUUUAUUACAAGUACGCUCGGUUUGAUUUUCCAGUUUCAAACCCCGACAAAAAAAACACCUCAAGCUGUUAUCAUUAACUUAACGAACUGAAAGGGUUAUUUGUUCUACUGUAUAAAGAUACAAAGACUGCG
Messenger RNA from Pocillopora meandrina, 2093 nucleotides. NCBI's taxonomy places the organism in Eukaryota, Metazoa, Cnidaria, Anthozoa, Scleractinia, Pocilloporidae. The record is from the annotation of a GenBank genome assembly.